Monoraphidium neglectum is the source of this 987-nucleotide messenger RNA. Its product is annotated as cysteine synthase A. Lineage: Eukaryota; Viridiplantae; Chlorophyta; Chlorophyceae; Sphaeropleales; Selenastraceae. Gene Ontology annotation, molecular function: cysteine synthase activity. The transcript is spliced from 6 exons. The record is from RefSeq and is a predicted model, not a curated record. Gene Ontology annotation, cellular component: cytoplasm. The coding region runs from base 1 to 987 and encodes 328 amino acids.
AUGCUGCAGGUCUUCCUUAACAGCGUCACCCGCUCGGGCUGCUUCGCCCAAAUCGCGGCCAAGCUGGAGAUCAUGGAGCCAUGCUCAUCCGUAAAGGACCGCAUUGCGCUGUCGAUGAUUGAGAACGCAGAGCGGGAAGGCCUGAUCAGCCCCGGCAAGACCGUGCUGAUCGAACCCACCAGCGGCAACACUGGCGUUGGCCUAGCGUUUGUGGCGGCCUGCAAGGGUUACAAGCUGGUGCUUACCAUGCCCGACACCAUGUCCAUAGAGCGGCGCGUGCUGCUGCAGGCGUUUGGGGCGGAGCUUGUGCUCACAGAGGGCAAAAAGGGCAUGACGGGCGCCAUCCGCAAGGCGGAGCAGAUGGUGGCGUCCACGCCGGACGCCUAUAUGCUGCAGCAGUUUGACAACCCCGCCAACCCGGCCACCCAUUACCGCACCACCGGCCCCGAGAUCUGGCGGGACACUGCCGGCAACGUUGACAUCCUCGUCGCAGGCGUCGGCACGGGCGGCACCAUUACAGGUGCUGGGCGAUUCCUCAAGGAACAGAAGCCGUCUGUGCAGCUGGUGGCAGUGGAGCCCACAGAGUCGGCCGUUCUCAGCGGCGGCAAGCCCGGCUACCACCAAAUUCAAGGCAUUGGGGCAGGGUUUGUCCCCAAGGUGCUGGACGUCAACAUUCUGGAUGAGAUCAUAAAGAUCAGCAGCAAGGAGGCGGUGGAGAUGGCGCGGCGCCUCGCCCUGGAGGAGGGCCUCCUCUGCGGCAUCAGCAGCGGCGCGGCCGUCGCGGCUGCGCUCAAGGUCGCCCGGCGCGCGGAGAACAAGGGCAAGCUGAUCGUGGCGGUGCUGCCCAGCUUCGGGGAGCGUUACCUGUCAACGGUGCUGUUCAACACGCUCUGGUCCUUUGACGCGGACGCGGAGAAGAGCAUGCCGAACUCGUGGCGCCAGGUGUCGGGCGCAGAGCGGCCGACCACGGUGGAGCCGAAGCUCUGA